ACACCGCCACGUUUCGCCAUCGAAUUAAUGAAGAAAUCACAGCAAUUUCGGGUGGUUGCCCUGCUCGUGGCAAUCACACUUCUCGGAGAGAUUCGGGCCCGCGAGGCCAUCUCUUCCCCUCCCGAUGUGGGUCAAAUCAUUAAAGAUCUCGACGGGCUGCAGUUCGAUGGGCCAACGAUCCGAACAGGUCCACCCUGCAAAGUGGACGUACAAAAGGACCUGCCACGCCCCAACGAAGUCCAACCCCUGUACCUGCGCCCGGGCACAGAUCUCUAUUGGCUGCCCAAUUCGCAGGGGCAGUUGGAAAUACCCCGCGGUGCCAGCAUCGAAUUGUACUGCAGCGAGUCCUUCGAAUCCCUGCCGCCAGGACUUCGUUCGAUACGGGUGCAGUGUCUGCAGGAGACAACCUUUGGCUGGUCGGGUGAGCACAUCAAGUUCCGUGAUUUUGUUUGCUCAAAGUCCAUACCAUACAUCGUGGAACGCCUGGACAAGCCAUGUGGAGAAGCCUCCUCCAUUCCCACAGUCGCCUCCACCUCUUUGUACCGCGUGGGCUAUGACACCGGAGAUGGGAGAUUUGUGGAGACCAUGCAGUUGUGCCACGACCCCCUGGCCCUGCGCACCCACUACGCCCGCCAUCAUUUGGUACCAGCGAAUGUCCACCACCAGAAGAACGUGAAGCGUCUCAGCUUCAGCCCCGCCGGUCAUUUCGAGGGCUACGACAUGGCCAGAAUCUACACCCAUCGGCACCAGGAGCAGCUGCUGGCCGGGGCGGGUCUGCUGGACGUCAAGGAUGGGUACUUUCUGGCCCGUGGCCACCUGGCGGCAAAGGCGGACUUGAUCUAUGCCAGCCAGCAGAGGAGCAGCUUCAACUACGUCAACGUGGCGCCCCAAUGGCAGAGCUUCAACGGCGGUCAGUGGGCCACGCUGGAGGACUCUACGCGGCGCUUUGUGGCCACCUCUGGCAUCUCGGCCACGGUGUAUACGGGCACCCAUGGAGCGUUGCAGGUGGGGAAUCGCACCCUCCACCUGGCCUCCGAUGCCAACAACAACGACGUUCUGGCAGUGCCACAGCUCUUCUAUCGUGUGCUCAUUGACAACGCAAAUCCUGGCCGCGGCAUCGCCCUCGUGGGUGUCAAUAAUCCCCGGGCCACCCUCGACCAGAUCCAGGACUCCUAUAUCAUUUGCGAUCCAGUCGAGGAGCGGGUCAAAUGGCUACACUGGCUGCGAAAAGGCAACGCCAAGGGUAACCUGAGAAAAGGCUAUCUCUAUGCCUGUUCCGUGGCGGAUUUUGCCAGCGUUGUCACCCACCUGCCACGCCCACUUUUGGAUGUGGACGAACUGCUAACCUAGAUGCGGGACGCUGCGAUAGUGGUUAGCUUUACGGAUUACGUUUAAGUGAGUGCAAUAAAGACUGAGUGUUUUGGAUCGGAAGUGGGGUAUC
Messenger RNA from Drosophila bipectinata, 1441 nucleotides. RefSeq lists its product as uncharacterized. Lineage: Eukaryota; Metazoa; Arthropoda; Insecta; Diptera; Drosophilidae. Gene Ontology annotation, molecular function: metal ion binding; single-stranded DNA endonuclease activity; nucleic acid binding. The record is from RefSeq and is a predicted model, not a curated record. Gene Ontology annotation, biological process: apoptotic DNA fragmentation. Gene Ontology annotation, cellular component: mitochondrial inner membrane; nucleus.